Messenger RNA from Drosophila subpulchrella, 328 nucleotides. RefSeq lists its product as uncharacterized. The transcript has a single exon. The record is from RefSeq and is a predicted model, not a curated record. Lineage: Eukaryota; Metazoa; Arthropoda; Insecta; Diptera; Drosophilidae. The coding region runs from base 37 to 213 and encodes 58 amino acids.
GAUUGUCAGUUACUUGCCCCUUCGAUCUGUCUCAAGAUGAAACGGCUUUUUGUGCUGCUCUGUCUGAUCUUUCUGCUGCCACUUUUGAUGGCGCAAAAUCCACCAGUUAAUAUUCCUGCUGCUGCAAAUCGAGGAAAAGUGCCAAAGACGGUGCCUCAACAGGCUGGAACAGUGGGAUCACGUACCCUGGAAAGUCUGAAGGGCCUGGGAUAAGAGGUCAAGAAGUUAAGGGAUUAUUUUUAAUGAAAAUAAUGAAUGUAUUUAAAAAUGCGUUAUAAAAUAUUAGGAUGUUGAUUAUAUAAACUCUGCAAAAUAUGUUAAGCCUAAA